AUGCUGUCGGUCCCCGUUUUCGAAAGCGCUGAUCGCAUAGUCGUCGCGCUAUAUCCCAGGGUCCAUGAAGGCAUCAGCACGCUGAGCUUGUGCUGUGGCAGCAAGUCAGGCAAUCAUGUAAAGAUGGCGGAGCUUCAAAUGCUUCUCGAGGAGGAGAUUCCCGCAGGGAGAAGGGCGCUGCUUGACAGUUUCCCCAAUUUAGAGAGCGUGGCCGAAUACUGCGAGGCCAACUAUGUCCAGGCGUUGGACAAAUGUGGAGCCCUGGAGGAGACCAAGAGCUACACCACGCAGUCUGUGGCCAGCGUGGCCUACCUCAUCAACACUCUGGCUAACAACAUGCUGCAGAUGCUCGACAUCCAGAUGUCUCAGCUUCGCUGCAUGGAGAGCUCCGUCAACCACAUCGCGCAGACGGUGGGCAUCCACAAGGAGAAGGUGGCGAGACGGGAGAUCGGCGUGCUGACCACCAACAAGAACGCGAGCCGCGCUCACAAAAUCGUGGCGCCAACCAAUCCAGAGAGGCCGCUGGGCUACGUGCGCAAGCCGCUGGACUUCGGGGCGCUGGAUGACGUCGGGCACGGCGUCAAGGAGAACAUGAAGGAGCCUGGCUCCAUCCCGCCCAGCCAGAAGCCCCCCAGCCCCCCCAAGGCGGGACGCAGCAUCUUUGGGAAGAGCUCCCCCUACAGGACCCUGGAGCCCGUGCGGCCUCCGGUGGUCCCCAACCACUACGCCUGUAGCCCCACCAGCAGAAAGCAAAACAACUGCCAGCGCUCACGCACGUCCAGUGGCAGUAGCGGAGGGAGUUACCCCAGCAGCAGCAGUCGGAGCAGCAGCAGAGAGAACAGUGGCAGCGGGACCACCGGUGUGCCCAUCCCUGUGGCGACGCCGUCGCCGCCCGCCAGCUUCCCAGUUUCCCCGAGCGCCGGACCCGCUAGCUCGUCUUCUAGCCCCCCCAACUCUUCCCCGACCUCUUCUUCCUCAUUCUCGCCCUCCUCUUCUUCCUCUGCCACCCUAACCAUGCCGCCGCCAUUGGCGCACGCCCCCCCAUCCCCUCUGUCCAAGCCCAACGAGAUCCCCGGCACGGCCUGCAGCCUCCCUCCACCGCCUCCCUCCCCCCAGUCCUCAUCACCCAAGGAAGGUGGGGUGGUGCCUCAGUUCUUCAGCAUGAAUCGUCCGCAGCCUCGCCAGCAGACGCCGCAGGUGGGCGGCUCCCUGCCCUACCGCCGCCCACCUUCUGUCACCGGGCAGCCAAUCGGCACGCAGAGCAAUGGCAGGCCCUACUACAACGGCCAAAGCCCAGCCUCUCCACCGCCCUCCCUCCUCCAGUUCACUCCUCAGCUCCCUCUCAUGGGCUUCGUGGCUCGCCUUCAAGAAUCCAUCUCGGACGUGGCAUCGCCCCUUCGGCCGACCCCUGAGGAGACGGCACCUGCUUGGGCCCCGCAGGACGUCGGCGCACAGGGCGGAGAGGAGGACUCGGCGGAGUUGGAGUACAACGACCCGCAUGCGGAAGAAGACCCACCCUGGGUCCCCAGCAAUUACCUAGAGAAAGUGGUGGCCAUCUACGACUACACGGCUGACAAGGAGGACGAGCUGUCUUUUCAGGAGGGCGCCAUUAUCUACGUACUGAAGAAGAACGAAGAUGGCUGGUUCGAGGGCGUAAUGAACGCCACCACUGGACUCUUCCCCGGGAACUACGUGGAGGCCAUCAUGCACUACAUCGACUGACUUUUUUAAAAUUUUAUUUUAACCCAGAAGCCCUUACACUUACAUAGUGAUGCCAUUUCUGAGCCUUGUGUUUUUGAUGUUGUGAAAUGGAGCCCAGCGGGCAUUUUGUCCACUCUUGAAGUUUACAGUGUGGUUGCGUGCACAUGUACCAUGUUUACAUUUAUAAACAUACACAAGUUGUAUUUUAUAUUCAUAUGUGCUUUAAUCUCAGUUUUUAAGCUAUAUUGUCCCUUUAAAUGAUGGAGUUGUACCGUGUGUCUGUGUGUGUAUAAAUAAGGUUAAUUGGUUACAAAAAUCCAUCCUACACUAACAUCGAGUCUGUUCAAGAUGUUUAAAAUAAAAUGUAUUGCGAUGUUUUGUUCUAAG
This is a messenger RNA of Syngnathus typhle (broad-nosed pipefish), 2088 nucleotides long. RefSeq names its product abl interactor 2-like. The transcript has 11 exons. Lineage: Eukaryota; Metazoa; Chordata; Actinopteri; Syngnathiformes; Syngnathidae. Gene Ontology annotation, cellular component: lamellipodium. Bases 1 to 1722 code for a protein of 573 amino acids. The record is from RefSeq and is a predicted model, not a curated record. Gene Ontology annotation, molecular function: SH3 domain binding.